Molecule: messenger RNA, 1039 nt
Organism: Etheostoma cragini (Arkansas darter)
Lineage: Eukaryota; Metazoa; Chordata; Actinopteri; Perciformes; Percidae
Product: 5'-nucleotidase-like
Exons: 6
Coding region: 80-1003 (307 amino acids)
Biological process (GO): AMP catabolic process
Cellular component (GO): plasma membrane
Molecular function (GO): 5'-nucleotidase activity; metal ion binding; nucleotide binding
Source: RefSeq, a predicted model, not a curated record
CCUGAGGAAAAGCCCACACCUUGUUCAUGUGCUAUGGAUAACUUUCUGUAACUGGCGCGUUUUUACGCACAACGACACGAUGAGCGUCUGGACUUCUCGGUGCGCUCUCUUGACCUUGCUCUGUAUCUUUCUAAACUGUUCGGGCACACGCUCAACUUUCGAGGUGACACUGCUUCACACAAACGACAACCAUGCACGGAUCGAGGAGACCAGCGAGGAUUCGGGGAAGUGUCCAGCCGGGGGUCCAUGCUUCGGCGGGGUCGCCAGGAGGUUCACUACAGUGUCGGAGAUCAGGAAAAAGGAGAAGAACGUGUUGUUGUUGGAUGCUGGAGACCAGUUUCAGGGAACUGUCUGGUUUAACUACUAUAAAGGCGCCGAAGCAGCCCACUUCAUGAACAAACUCGGUUAUGAUGCUAUGGCUUUUGGAAAACAUGAGUUUGACAACGGAGUGGAGGGUCUCAUUCAGUACUUCCUCCAAAAUGUUACUUGCUCUGUGGUAUGCCAACAUUAUACCUGCUACUACCAGCCCUACACAGUCAUGAAUGUGGGCUCAGAGACAGUUGCUGUGGUGGGCUACACCACUGCUGAGACCCCCUUCUUAUCCAUGCCAGGCCAACACUUAAAGUUUGAGGAUGAAGUGAAAGCACUUCAGGUUCAGGUUGAUGAGCUGGAAACACAGGGCUAUAAUAAGAUCAUUGCCCUGGGCCUCUCUGGCUUUGACGUGGAUCGAGAUAUUGCCACGCGCGUGAGAGGAGUUGAUGUCGUUAUUGGAGGACACACCAACACAUUCCUCUAUAAGGGAAACCAGCCAUCCACUGAAGUGCCCGCAGGUCCAUACCCUUUUAUGGUGAGGUCUAACGAUGGGAGAAACGUGCCCGUGGUCCAGGGCUUUGCCUUUGGGAAGUACCUUGGCUACUUAAAACUUACCUUUGACGACUUUGGGAAUGUGGUUAAAGCUGUUGGAAACCCCAUCCUAAUGGACAGUAGCAUACCUCAAGACUGAUGUCCUUGUUGACAUUGAGAAGUGGAAAAAAGUUGU